AUGCCCAUAGUGGAACUGUUGGGUGUCCAAUUCGACAUGCAGCUGCUGUUGAAGCUGAGUCUCUCCAUGGCAGCUGUGCUUCUGGUCUCUUGGGCUUACAGGUUUUACAGUUCAAGGGAUGCACGGAAACUUCAGCUCCAUAGUAAAGACAGGCCACACCGGCAGAGUGAAGAACUUGAAGAACUGGCAGAGGCCUGCCAGAAUAUCUCACCCAAUAAUGAUACGAACAGCGGAGACCAGCAACGAAGGUCCAGCAUCACUGAUGACGACAGCCAGAUGCCUGACAGCGGCAGUGGCCAGUCAGCUGAAGAAGAUUCACACCAGACUGAAAUAGCUGAGAACAAACCCAACAUGGACCAAGACAUUAGCACAGAGGGAGAGAUACUAUCUCAGAGGGAGCAGGCAGAGCUUAACAUCAGUAAUAUUUCAUUUGGAUCUGCUUUGAACCUUCCUAGCGCUAGAGAUGGUGGGAUGGUCAGUCCAACAGGGCGCCGCUCCCCUUGCUUUCUACAGAGGAUAGAGGGCAGUAUGGGUAUCGGCCGGGUGUUAAGGCAGGACCUGGAGUGCCAGGGGGCCUACUCCAGCUUCCUCUCUAAAGCUGAGAUCAAAGUGGAGGAUGCCAGCCUGGUGUUGGAAGAAACAGGUAACCAGAUUGUGCGUGGAAAGAUAUAUGAUUACUAUGUGGAGUCUUCUUCUCACUCAAUUAGAGACUCGAACCCCAUGGUGGGACAGCAUCAGGGGAAAUCAUCCAGCUCACAGAUGGUGGAGUUUGGAGGCCACGGCAGCAGCCUCAAGGACCUUCCUUCCACGUUGACCCCCAUCAUUAUGCACGAUCUGGUUCUACCACAAAGGGCUGUUGAGGAACCCUCCACAUUAGUGAGUCCCAAGAUAAAGUCCCCUACAGGGCCAAUUCUCCUGCGCAAGGAGAGCUACCUCUAUGCAGCAGAGUACUCUGAGCUCCCCACCCCCUUUCCAACUUCAAUACCUUCGCACCUGAAUCACACCUGGGCCUCCCCCUGUGAGAAGCCCAUUUCUGCCAGCUCCUUGAUCACUCCCACUUCAGAUGGCAAAGGCCUCAACGUGUGGGAGGAGCCAACACUCGAGAAUUUAGCAGGGGCUCCAUUUUUACACCUACCAGCAGAAAAACAAGAAAGCAAAGAUUUGGAGGGUCUUAAGGGUAAGCUUGACUUGGGGAACUGCAUAGAAGUGCUUGGCCUGGCUAAAAAACAUUGCCAGUCCUCCCUACAGCAGGCAGUCCUGCAAGUAAUGUCAGACAACUACUUCCAGGUGCUCAGGGACCCCAGUCUAUUUGGCAGGCUAAUGGCAAGUGAGCGAGAGCAAAUCCAGAGACAGAGAAUGAGAGGACGGAGAUUUGUAGUCGUGGCUGACAUGGACCCGCAGGAUUGGGUGAGGAACACGGGAGGGCAGAAAAUAGAGAUAGAGCAGAGGAGGACAUCCAGCACGCUGUACUAUUUUGAUGAUCACAAAGACGCCUGGCACCCACUCUGCCCAAUCCCACUGGAGGUCAUCUCUAAAGCCUGUGCCAUGUGCACAAUGGACAACUACUUAUUUGUGGCAGUAGGCUGCCAGAGCACAGAGAGAGAGAUGAUACCUUCAAAGCAAGUGUUCUGCUUCAAUCCUGCAACAUCCAUUUGGAAGGAGAUCAGUCCCAUGAAUGAUGCAAGGCCCCACUGCAAACUGGUAGCUUUGCAGGGCUAUGUCUAUGCCAUUGGGGGGGAGUGCCUGUCUACGGUGGAGCGUUACAACCCACAGACAGACAGAUGGACUUUUGUGGCACCACUGCCCAAUGAUACUUUCGCCGUGGCUCAUCGUGCCACAGUGUGCAAUGGGGAGAUCUUUGUGUGUGGGGGAAGCCUUAGAUAUACACUUCUGCGCUACAACCCGAAAACUAACAUGUGGAGAGCAAGCUUGGUCGUAGGCAGCAAAAACAGAAGCACAGACAUGGUGGCUGUGAAGAGCUUUCUGUAUCGGUUUGACAUCAACCCAAUGCUGGGCAUCAGCGUGUACCGGUACCAUACGGUGGCUCGCCUGUGGUAUGAGUGCAGCACCAAACACCUACUCCACUGCCCCGCCUUCCAAUGUGUUGUGAUGCAGGACACCAUCUACUGCAUCAGUCGCCAGUUUACCUUGAGGUUCAUGGCUGAUGAGAUCUCCCCGACUUUCAUAGCCGAUGAUUUGAGUGUCCUCUCGGAGGCAAAGGGCAUUCUAUUCCCUUUUGUCCUCUCUCUCCCUGAUAAGAAGCCUCUCCAGACCAGUGUCUAA
Messenger RNA from Lampris incognitus (smalleye Pacific opah), 2283 nucleotides. It is a transcript of the gene klhdc7a, whose product is annotated as kelch domain containing 7A. NCBI's taxonomy places the organism in Eukaryota, Metazoa, Chordata, Actinopteri, Lampriformes, Lampridae. The transcript has a single exon. Gene Ontology annotation, molecular function: protein binding. The coding region runs from base 1 to 2283 and encodes 760 amino acids. The record is from RefSeq and is a predicted model, not a curated record.